Messenger RNA from Rhipicephalus microplus (southern cattle tick), 1245 nucleotides. RefSeq lists its product as uncharacterized. Gene Ontology annotation, cellular component: plasma membrane. Lineage: Eukaryota; Metazoa; Arthropoda; Arachnida; Ixodida; Ixodidae. Gene Ontology annotation, molecular function: protein binding. The record is from RefSeq and is a predicted model, not a curated record.
AUUGUCGAUGCAUUUGAAGCCGUCUCACCAGCAGCGACGGAUUUCUACUUAUCGAAGAUCGUUAGACUGGUGCGGGUAUCGUAACGUCGUACAGCAAUAUGGGUAAAUGGAACAUUCCUCUCCUGAUUUUGGCUUCGGCGUGCGUGAGCCACGUUCUAGCAAACUGUCCGGACCCGGCUCGACUCAGUCCGUGUACGUGCGACCACUUCGGCGUCAACUGCAUGCGCGCCCGAAACACGACUCAGUUGACACAAGCCUUCAAGAGCGGCGACGCCAUGACCAGCGAGCACAAAGAGUUGUGGAUUCAGAAGACUCCGAUUACGUCCUUCCCUAGCGGCGUACUAGGAGAGUUCAAGUUUGAGAAGGUUCACGUUGAGUCGAACGUCAACAUGACCUCAUUGAGCUUGGAUGCUUUGAUGCAGUUUAGAGAGCUUUUAAGACUGCUCAGUGUCUACCGAAACGCUCUUCGGACGUUCGAGUUUGAUAAGUUGAAACGCUUCCCAUUCCUGGAUACUCUCAAUUUGGGCGGGAACCAAAUAGCUAUGAUUCCUGCUAACGCAUUCAGCAGUGCCAGCCUGCAGAGGCUUGUGCUAUCGCACAACCCGAUCACGUUCAUUGGGCAAAACGCCUUCUUCGCAAUCGUCAAUCUCAAGGAGCUGCUCCUCAGCCAUACCAGGCUCACCACGUUGGGUUCACACUCUAUGGCUAUAAGCAGCCCGUACCCGAUGCUUAAGAUUCACAUCUCCUCUAGUGCAAUCAGCAGCAUCCAUCCGAACGCGUUCGGCUUAACCACUCCUCAAGUACUUAAUCUUUCGCACAACAAUCUCACCACGCUGGAACGGUUUCCCUUCGACGCGCUCAUUCACCGCAUGUUGAGGAAUGCCAGCCGCUUGAGCAAGCCGCCAAUACUGGGCGUCGAAGGAAAUCCCUUUACCUGCCGAGGCUGCUCCUACGAAUGGCUGAUAUGGCACAGACUGAGCUGGCAGAUACAGAGGCUCGUUUACGGUUUCCGAUGUCCGGACGGCUCGGGUUUGCCCACCCUUAAUUUUCGGCAAAUCGCUUGCCAGUGGACUUCGAGGAACUUCGCAAACCUUGGCUAGCGUAAUAAAGGUCGUACAAUCGCGUCGUGUGCAAGCUUGUAACGAGAAAGGCCUGUCGAGAACAAUGCCAUAAGAAUAACAAACUAAGAAAUAAAAAAAUUCACCAGCCCUCAACUUAUGCAGAAGAUGGGAACUAGAGCAAGUC